Musa acuminata subsp. malaccensis (wild Malaysian banana) is the source of this 2216-nucleotide messenger RNA. Its product is annotated as inactive poly [ADP-ribose] polymerase RCD1. Lineage: Eukaryota; Viridiplantae; Streptophyta; Magnoliopsida; Zingiberales; Musaceae. The record is from RefSeq and is a predicted model, not a curated record. Gene Ontology annotation, molecular function: NAD+ poly-ADP-ribosyltransferase activity.
AUCCGCCACCUCGCUCUCGCUCUCGCUCUUCGUCUUCUUUCUCGAUCGCGGUCCUCGGGUCUCGAGGAAGAGCGGGAGCCCUCGUCGCGGAGAUGUGCUCUCUUAUCGUCAACGGUUUUUCUUGCUUGGUGUCUACCAUGAUUUGAAUUUUUCUAUCUAUACUGUGACGGGAAGUUUCUAAUUACUAAGUGAGGUGGGCAGCCUUUGUGGAGACCAGUCAUUCGAAAAGAAUUAGUCAGUGGUUAGUGUACACUUCUUGGAAUAAAAAUAGAAGAGAUGAACCGAAAGGUAUUGGAUAAAAGUGAAGGUGUUAUGCACAAUCUGAAGAGGAAGAGAGAAUCUGGUGCAUGUUUCACUACUUUUGGCCAUGGCCUAGUAGCAAAUCCACAAAUCCCAGAUCUAAGGGGUUGCAACAUAAAGCGUUGUACAAAUGAUUUCAGCUGCAGUAUUCAGAGUCAAAUUCUCAAUAAAUAUUGCAAUUUCACAAAAAGUGGUUUGCCAUGUCGGGUGCUAUCUUUCGAGGAUGGUGAAUGGAAAGAUUUUGCUGAGAAUAUCAUCAGUUUGGUCCAGGAAGAUUUCCGGCUAAAGAAGGCAAUUACUGAAGCAUAUUUUAAGAAUCAGCACUUUUUGUUAGACUUUGUCCACAUGGUAUACAUUGAUCUGAAAACAGGUUUACAGAAACCGAUCGCUUGGAUUGAUGCAGAUGGGAAAUGUUAUUUCCCAGAAGUAUGUCCUGAAAAUUAUGGAUUAAAUAGAUACCAUCAUUAUGGCAAGGGCAAACAAGUUCACAUGAUUUGUGAUCCAAAUGGGACACAUGAAAUUGAUGCCCGUUUGGAGAUUUCUGUUAGUGCAGCUGAAAGCUCAAGUUCAGGAUCUGAUGAUGAGGUUAUGUCCAAUGUCAAGAGGAUCAAGAGAGAAGAACAUACUUUAUGUGCUCAAGGCAAUGAGACUGUUGGAGAAAAUGAGCCAUGUCCAUUUCUCCCUUCAGAUAUUUCUGCUUUAGAAAGUUGGCAAGAAAAGAAGGUUAGACCUACUGGUGAUCCGCGAGUCAGUGCUGUGCUGGACUUGUUACUUAAGAGUUUGGGCCAAGUAAUUGAUGCAAAGGACAUUCUUAGGAUCCUUAAAACUCCAGCAAAAAAUGACUUAGGUAUGGUUCGAUUUAGCCUUUUUCAAGAGCAAGCUAUGGUCACCCAAAAAGUCCGUGGCAAUGCAAAUGUUCGUUAUGCCUGGCUUAGUACCUCCAAGGAUGUUGUGGAAGAGGUGAUGUCGAAGGGAGUUUUGAAGAAACCUAUACAGAAGCCUGCUUUUGGCAAUGGCAUUCAUCUGGCACCAGCAAAUUGUUCAAACAUACGUGCAAGCUGUUCUGAUAUUGACGAAAAUGGUGUUGUCCAUAUGAUGUUGUGCCGUGUAAUUAUGGGGAACAUGGAGCUGAUUCCGAUGGGAUCCAUGCAGCAUCAGCCCAGCCAUGAAAAUUUUGACAGUGGCAUAGAUGAUAUUCAAAAUCCAAAGCGUUAUAUUACAUGGGACUUGAAUAUGCAUACUCAUAUUUAUGCAGAAUAUAUUGUAACUUUAAACUUGCCAACCAAUGCUAAAGAAGGUUUGGUCAGGGAAGCCAGUAUAUCUAAUGUAUCUGCUUUGACAAAUUCUUAUUCACCUCACAGUUUAUUUCAGGAUAAGUGUCAGCCAUCUCCAGUUGUGGGAAAUCAAUCUACAGGUUUAUUGUCAGGCCGAGCUCCAAAAACUCCAACUUCACCAUGGAUGCCAUUCUCAAUGUUGUUUGCUGCAAUUUCAACUAAAGUACUUCCUGAAGACAUGGAUUUAGUUAAUACUCAUUAUGAAGAUUUUAAGAAGAAGAAGAUAAGCAGGAUUGACCUGAUUAAAAAGUUACGGCAGAUAGUUGGUGAUAAAUUGUUGGUUUCUACAAUAAUGAGGCUGCAACACACGGUUCGUUUUCACAGUUUUGAUUGUUACCACCAAUGGCCAGACAUCCACCUCCAAAAUCCUGGUCCACGGAGCUGCAAAACAAGCCUGGAAAUGGUGGAAGCCCCUCCUUGUUUCCAGGUUGGUGUUAGUUAGUAUAUGGGUCAUAUCUUAAUGGUGUUAGCGGACUCAAAUAGGCUGAUGAUACAGGGAACUACUAGUUCAUGCUCUGUAGGAACACAUGACAGUCUUUUAUUUCGUUAUAAAUGUGUGUUGAUCCUUGGCAUCUGGGGAUA